AUGCCUUUGCUCAUUGGAUCCUUUCAAACGCCCACGGCUGUCAACACAGAAUUUCUGUACGAAACGGAAGUAUCUGGCCAGCCAUUUCACUCAAGAAAGGAGCUCGGCAACAACGACCAGGAAGAUGAGUCAGAUAUUGUAUCUGUUCAAAGCCCAAAGUCUAAUAAGAGUUGGAGAUGCAACUUUCCUGUGUCAAUGACUGAUGGGUCACCGGAAACGUCAUCAUCCUCAUUCCGUGUGUCAUUUGCAGAUGAUGACUUCCUUGCAAUAUGUGAUGGGUCCGGAUAUGCAGUCGCUGCUGUGAUGAAGGCGGGUUGGUCGCUUGUCCUUCACGCAUACACAGGAGUUGAGAGAGUCUGUUUUGGGGACACGUCUUCCAAAGAGAACCCAUCCAUAUUUGGCGUUGACCUUUCUCUCAUCAAAACGCCUGCAGAACUCUUGAAUCAGAUUGAAGGAGCUGAAAAGAGAGGUGAUUCAUUGGUAUCGUUCAACAGAUUGGAGAAAAGUGUUUUCAACACGGUCUUGGCGGUCAAGGAUGGGGACGAGCCGAUCACCACAGACGCGUCUGUUAACACACCCAACCAGGCCGUUAUCUCAGCGAGGAUUAAUAUACGGAGUUCUGAGGUCUUCUUAGAUCUCAGUUACCACCCAGCUCUGGUGUCGGCCGAUGUGGCCCGGGGUGUUUCCCGUACAUUCCAAACAACAAUUCGUUCAAUCCUCACAAAUCCAAACCAGCCACUUGCUGAUGUUGAAAGGCUUAGUGAGCCGGACAAAUUGCAAAUCCUGCAAUGGAAUGAGAACGUGCCACCAGCUCUUCACCAGAAGCUUCACGAUGCCUUCACCGAGAAAGCCUUAGAUAAUCCGGAUGUACCAGCCAUAUCCUCCUGGGAGGGAGACUGGACAUACCAAGAGCUUAAUGAUGCCUCCACCCGCUUGGGUAAAUAUAUUGCAAGCUUGCGGGCUGGUCCCCAGGCUUCCCGAAUGGUUCUAUCGUGCUUUGAACGGUCGCGCACUGGCAUUCUCGCAGUGCUUUCAAUUUUGAAGGCAGGACUGACCUGUGUUCCGAUAAAUCCAACAAGCCACGAUGAAGUAUUCCUCCGCAAGGUGACUGGCGAUGUCAACCCUCAGAUUGUGUGCGUCUCUGCCACCCAAGCCCAUCGGUUUGCCACGUUCAACGGGACUGUAGUGAUCAUCGAUGCGGAAUUGCUCGGCCGCCUGGAAAGCCUCGCGCAGACAUCCAAGCCUGCUCCGCGACUCAAUUCUGAUAUUGCUUUUAUACAAUAUACUACUGGAGUGGCUGGAUGGCCCAAGGGUGUGAUCCAAGGACACACGGGCCUGUAUACGGGGAUCCUCGCGCAGGGCCAAGCGAUGGGGUAUGACAUCGAUUCAAGGGUUUUACAUUCGGCUGCAUACAGCACAUCAGCAGGGAUUGCCGAAAUUUUUGCGACCUUUUUCUACGGCGGCUGUGUAGUUAUUUUACCCGAACAGGCAAGCGCCGAGAUGGUGGCUGACACAGUGAAUGAACAAGAGGUCACCCACGCAUGCUUCACGCCCACUGAAGUCCGAGAACUAGACCCAGCAGAUCUUUGGCAACUCGACACUAUUGUAUUAGGGGGUGAGGCUUUGACUCAGGGAGAUGUCGAGAAAUGGGGGUUGGAAAUGGCGCUGAUCAAGGCAUAUGGGACUACGGAGACAUCGGUCUACAUCUCAACAUCCAAAGCCCCCUCGGCCCACGUCUUUGAUCCGUCGAAUAUCGGUGCCCCUUUUGUGGCCUCGAUGUGGGUAGUUGAUCAGGGUAAUGUCCAGAAACUGGCGCCCAUCGGGGCUGUGGGCGAGUUGGUCAUUGGGGGCCCGACAUUGGCCCUCGGCUACAUCAAAAACCCAACACAGACGUCACAAAGCUUUAUUUCAAACCCUGCAUGGGCAAAUACUGCAAGUGAUAGUGCGGCACAACGCUUCUUUGUCACUGGUGACCUCGUAAGACAUCUCGGGAACGGCGAGCUUGUCUUUUGCGGGCGGAAGAAGAGCUCGGAACACAAUGAAUCAGAAAAAGACGGCACCUUUAAUAACAAUAUCCCUAACAUUCAUCCAUUCAGUCUCCUCAGCGCUACUGAAUCUACUGAAGAGGCUCUGGCAGCCGCUGCGGCCACAUGCCACGUCAGCCCAGACAUGAUUGAGGACAUCUACCCUAGCACUCCCAUCCAAGAGAGUCUGUUUGCUUUGUCAAACAAGCAGUCGGGGGCUUUCUUGAAGCAACACAUUUUCGAGUUACCCUCCAAUCUAGAUCUAGACCAGUUCCGCAUAGCCUGGGAGCGUUCAAUUCAGCAGUCUCCCAUUUUGCGGACGAGGCUAAUUAUGACUGACUCAUUUCGCCUUCUACAAGUGGUUGUUACAGAACAGCCAGUCUGUAAAGAUGUCUCUGAUCUAGAGAUAUACUUGAAAGAGGAUCAAGCGAUCCCUGUACUCUGGGGUUCACCUCUGUUUCGAUACGCAAUCGCCGCAUUGCCCGGCCAGACAGCCCAUUUGGUUGUAACCAUGCACCAUGCAAUCUACGAUGGCUGGACACUAGGUUUGCUUUUUGACCGCGUGAAGCAGAACUUUGACGGAAACCCUGUAUCAAGUGGAAUACCAUUCAAUUCGUUUGUCAAACAUGUUCAGGGACUCGAUCGCGAGCGGCUCGAUCAGUUUUGGACAAAACAGCUGAGCGAUGCCUCCGCCACCUUGUUUCCAGCUCUACCAGCUCCGACCUAUCUCCCCACCCCCAACGAUACCCAUGUGGAGAAUCUGACUUUCGAACGGGUUGUGGGCUCGUCGAUUACGACUUCCACUCUUGUACGAGCUGCGUGGGCUUUGACGAUCGCUAGGUAUGCGGACUUGGAUGAUAUCACUUUUGGGUCGACUGUCUCUGGCCGAGCAGCAGCAAUCCCUGGUAUCUCUACCAUGAUGGGUCCAACACUUGCCACCGUCCCGGUUCGUGUCCGCGUGCGCAAGGAUUGCAAACUUCCGGAUUUUCUUCGGCAGGUGCAAGAAGAGUCAGCAAUGACCAUCCCAUUCGAACAAGCUGGAAUGUACCACAUCAAGCAGCUGACAGUCAACACACAAAAUGCCUGCUCUUUUCAGACGGCUCUUGUGGUUCAGCCGCUUGUGACAGCCCCUGGGCUGGAAGCUCUCGGAUGCCGUCGCGUGAACGAAAUGUACGACUCAUAUCAGCCCUACGCCCUGACCAUAGAAGUGGGUCUGCAAGAGAGUGGAGGCCUGGCCAGGGUUCUGUUUGACAAUCAAGUGGUUGAUCGGCCUCAAGUGCGGCGUAUCAUGGCUAUGUUCAGCGAAACUUUGCAGAAUAUCAGCGGGGAAAGCCCGGAUGUCGUCCUUGAUGACCUUGCUACCGUCACUGCCAAUGACGUCAAGGAACUACAAUUAUGGAACACAGUCCCCCUGGCCCUGUCGUUGAAUGCGUGCAUCAUGCCUUCGAGAAACACACUGGCAGACCACCUCAUCGGUCUUGGCGUUACUCUGGAGAUGAUAGUGCCGUUGUGUUUUGAUAAAUCAAAGUGGGUGAUUGUCUCCAUGUUAGCAGUUCUCAAGGCUGGGGGUGCCUGUUUAACUCUUGAUGUCUCUCACCCACCUGACCGUUUGCGUGGCAUGGUCGAAGCUGUGGAUGGCAAGAUAAUGCUCGUUGCAGAAGCACAUCACUCCAAAUUCAACGACACAGUUGAUCAAAUCAUUGUUGUUGACGCCACGCUGUUUGAGAUGCUUGACAACCAAACCAAAAAGCACUGUAAUAUUGUCCAGCCAAACAAUCGCGCGUUCGUUGUGUUCACGUCGGGAUCAACUGGAAAGCCCAAGGGGAUCGAACUUGAACACCAAUCCGUCUGCACGAGCUCCCGCGGCCAUGCAGCAGUGUUUAAUAUCGGGCCCGGCUCGCGUUGUCUUCAAUUUUCAGCGUUUGCCUUCGACGUCCAUAUAUCGGAUAUAUUUACCCCUUUGAUGUAUGGUGCAUGUUGCUGCAUUCCCUCUGAAGAGGACCGCAUGGGCAAUCUGCCACGAGCCAUCAAUAGUCUUAAAGCGGACAGCGUGCCUGGUCUGAAAAAGGUGGCUCUUGGCGGUGAACCGCUGACAACCGAGAACGCGCGUCUUUGGGGUGGUCGGGUCUUCCUGAUCAACGUUUUUGGUCCGUCUGAGACCUCAAAUUGGGUCACUUACCAGGUCGUGCGUCCAGACACGCAACAGCCAUCCAAUAUUGGACCUGGUAUCGAUGUGAAUACAUGGCUUGUUGAUCGACACAACGACUCUCGAUUGGCGCCAAUUGGCUGCGUCGGGGAGUUGUUCGUUGAAGGACCUAUUCUAGCCCGUGGUUACUUGAAUGAUAUGGAGAAAACAAAUGCCUCAUUUGUGAUUGACCCCGCGUGGCUACCCGGCCCAUUGUCUUCACCAAGGCGAAUGUAUCGGACCGGUGAUCUGGUGCGAUAUAACAGCGAUGGCACAUUCGUGUAUGUCGGUCGACAGGACACUCAGAUUAAGAUCCGCGGCCAGCGACUGGAGCUUGCGGAGGUGAACCAUCGCCUGAUGGAAAUCCCGGAGGUGAAAACUUGUCUGGCUGUACUACCCAAAAUUGGAUUAUGUCAAGGGCGAUGUGUCGUUGCUCUCUCUCUUCGGGAUUUUUGGAAGGACGGUUCCGCAUCCAUACGCAUGAUCGAUCCAUCUCUCCGCAGUGCAGUAUCCACUCAACUUGCCGAUAUUCGAGAUCGUCUCACGGAGACACUAGCUGUUUGGAUGAUUCCGACAUUGUGGAUUGUUGUGGAAGAUAUGCCGACGAAUGCAAGCGGCAAGUUGGACCGCAACACGAUACGCACAUUUGUGGACAACAUAGACGAGGAAAGCUAUCAACUAGCAUCGGACCUCCUUGUGGAUAGUCACUUCCGGGAGCCUCAGACUCCAAUGGAAGAAUUGCUGCAAAGGGUCUGGAGCUCAGUCCUCAAACUUCCUAUCAACCAGAUCAGUGCCACAGCCUCCUUCUUACGUCUUGGAGGAGACUCGAUCACGGCGAUGCAAGUCAUGUCUAAAUGCCGGGUUGAGGGCAUUUUUCUCUCGGUCCAUGAUAUCCUCGUCAGUAAAACCAUCACGGAGCUGGCAAGGCUAGCAACUACAUCGCCGGAGGCAGCAAAGUCAGCCAACGAGGUUGAAAAGCAAACUGUCGCAGAUCCCUCUCUCAUCAACGAAAAACCUUCGCAAGAUGGAACCGCGAUGAAAGCUUUGUACGACACCAUUCUCAGUCAAGCUUCGGUAAAACCAUCAAACAUCGAAAGGGCUGUGCUGGCUUCCGAUUAUCAAGUUUCGGCUUUGGAACAAAUGCUACUUAACUUCCGUGGCGACCUCACAUACCACACCUUUGAUAUCCAAAAGCCUGUGGACUUCAAUCGUCUCGCCUUAGCGUGCACUGAGAUUGUUGAUGCUCACCCUUUGCUGCGCACUGUCUUUGUUUGCCAUGAGCGCCAGGUCUAUCAGGUCACCUUGAAGUCAAGCUUCGUGAACAUAACGGACAGACAUGACCAGCCGGAUUUAACAUCUUUGAUCAACAAAGAUCGGAGUAAACAGUUCUCACUUGGGCAGCCUAUGGUCUGGUUCAAACUUCUUCGACAGAAUCCUUCGCAUGACUGUGACUCCUUUGUGAUGCGACUUCCCCAUUGCUUAUACGACGCUUCUACUCGGGCAUCCUUGAUCGCAGACCUGCAGAACGCUUAUUUUAGUUCCCAUGCUCUUGAACCGCCACUUGAUACUCGAAACUACUUUGAUUUCCGAGACUACAUUCGUCCCACAGCUUCGAAGUACUGGGAGCAGUAUCUUCAAGGCAGUAGUGCCACACAGGUUGUGGCAAAGCCGUGGCCUCGGUUCCGACACGGCAGGCAACAUACCCUAUCUUCCAAGCUUCGCAUGCAAUCCUUGAAAUCUUAUGGAAUUACGCCUGCAACGGUAGUCAAGGCUGCCUGGGGCCUUGUUUGGGCCGACCUAUGUGGGCAAGAUGAUGUUGUGUUCGGUGAGCUUGUGGCGGGUCAUGGCCUGCCCGUUGCAGCGGUCGAUUCGCUCGAUAUCGUAUGUGCCUCAACAGUCCCACUGCGUAUACAGCUACAUUCCUCAUGGACUGUGCUUGAUCUUCUCCAGGAUGUUCAGGAGCGUCACCUGGCCAGCAUGCCCUUCGAGUCCAUGGGAGAUGCCUCGAUUGUCAGGGAAUGCACUUCCUGGCCACCAUGGAUCCGCUUUGGCUCUGUGCUGAAUUAUUCCCCGCCACCAAUGGCGGAGGACGUUGCAAGCAACACAUUCCGUGCUACUGGCAUUCAUGGACAUUUAAACCCGAGCUCUGAUCUCAAUAUCCAUUGCCAACCCCUACCUGUUAAUAUGGAAUCGGACCCCAACCUGCUGGUCAACAUCACGUUUGACAUGGAUUAUAUCGCUCCCACGUUUGUGGCCGAUGCCAUUCACCGACUCUGCCAGCGGAUCCAUGAUUUCACCGCCAAUGUGACAGCAAGUCUGAACGAAUUAAAAGAAGGGCCGAUCGGUGGCCGCACUUUACCACUUCCAUUCAGUAAUGGCCCCAUUCAGAUACCGGAGAUGACCCCGUUAGAUGCCCCGAAAUACGAUCAGGUAUUGAGCAAGGUCCAUUCUGUUUGGAACACGGUAAUGGGUGAGAGCGACGGGAUAGAUAUCCCUUUCUUCUCUCGCUGGGGAAGUCUCAUGGCAGCGGCCCAUUUUGUUGCGGCCUAUCGGAAAAUGGGUAUUGAAUUGACCAUGGAGGAGGUAUUGGAAGCCCCGACUAUGCGGGCCCAAAUUAUUCUGUGCGCCGACCGAUGA
Penicillium coprophilum is the source of this 6846-nucleotide messenger RNA. RefSeq lists its product as uncharacterized. Gene Ontology annotation, molecular function: phosphopantetheine binding; catalytic activity. The record is from RefSeq and is a predicted model, not a curated record. The transcript is spliced from 4 exons. NCBI's taxonomy places the organism in Eukaryota, Fungi, Ascomycota, Eurotiomycetes, Eurotiales, Aspergillaceae. Gene Ontology annotation, cellular component: cytoplasm. Bases 1 to 6846 code for a protein of 2281 amino acids. Gene Ontology annotation, biological process: amino acid activation for nonribosomal peptide biosynthetic process; secondary metabolite biosynthetic process.